AAUUGUUUGUGCAAAAUGAGCCUCCCUUCAAGAAAAGCACAAGACGUGAUUAACAUCUACUGGAUAUAUACAAUAAAGAAUGGCUUAAAUGUUAUACAACUUGAAACAGCUGUUGGUUCUGCCAUAAAGAACUUUUCUGGAGCCCUUGGUAUCAAUGUUCCACGUAGCAGAUUCCUUCCUGUGAAAAAGACUUCUGAUCUACUUGUAGUAAUGUCAAAUUUGUUCACAUUAGUUGAUGGUUGUCUCAUACAAAACACUGAAAGAAGCAUUAGCUCCUUACCUUUAGUCAAACUUGGAGAUGAACACUUUCAAAAGGUAAGUAUUUUAAUGAUUUAA
Amphimedon queenslandica is the source of this 336-nucleotide messenger RNA. RefSeq names its product UTP--glucose-1-phosphate uridylyltransferase-like. The transcript has 3 exons. Gene Ontology annotation, molecular function: UTP:glucose-1-phosphate uridylyltransferase activity. NCBI's taxonomy places the organism in Eukaryota, Metazoa, Porifera, Demospongiae, Haplosclerida, Niphatidae. Gene Ontology annotation, biological process: UDP-alpha-D-glucose metabolic process. Bases 16 to 336 code for a protein of 106 amino acids. The record is from RefSeq and is a predicted model, not a curated record.